Messenger RNA from Fulvia fulva, 2739 nucleotides. RefSeq names its product FMNH(2)-dependent dimethylsulfone monooxygenase. NCBI's taxonomy places the organism in Eukaryota, Fungi, Ascomycota, Dothideomycetes, Mycosphaerellales, Mycosphaerellaceae. The transcript is spliced from 2 exons. Gene Ontology annotation, molecular function: alkanesulfonate monooxygenase activity; oxidoreductase activity, acting on NAD(P)H. The record is from RefSeq and is a predicted model, not a curated record. Bases 1 to 2739 code for a protein of 912 amino acids. Gene Ontology annotation, biological process: alkanesulfonate catabolic process.
AUGUACCACGAGCUAGGGUGGCUGGAUAGAAUAAUCCACUGGAUCCGCGACCCUGCACCGCUCGCCCUUAUUACCACCGCCUUGGUCCUGUUUGUUGGCGUCCACGCUGUCGGUUACACCGCAGACUACCUCACAAUGCCUUCUACAUAUAGCAAUUCGCCUUUCGUGUCGCUCAAGGCCGACCAGAACUGUGGCAGAGCGAACGGCUCUUCCACGAGCAAGAGCUUCGCAUCACUCAGCGGCAAUGCCACUCCAGCAAUCAAUGGCGGCCUGAACGGCCAAGUCAACGGCCAUACCAAUGGCCACAGCAAUGGCGUCAAGCAUGCAAUCAACGGCGACGAUGAGUUCCUUCGCCUCGACGCACCACAGCAAGACCUGCUCCUCCUACACGGUCCCAGACAGAAGUACUCUCUCGAGAAGUCGAGAGGCAUCCCAGAGCUUCAAGGAGAUCGCGAGAUCCUCGUUCAAGUUCUCGCCAUUGGCUUGAACCCAGUGGACUGGAAGGGUGCAGAUUACGGCUUCAGCCAGCCCAGCUACCCUUGGGUCAACGGCAGAGACUUUGCGGGUAUCGUUGUACGAGCACCACGAGACAGCAGCCGUGUCAAGCAGGGUGACGUUGUCUUUGGACCAUCUACCGACUACAGAGAUGUCAGAAAGGCGGCAUAUCAAGAGUACGUCGUUACAACAGACUACAACGUUACAAGAGUGCCUGCGGGUGUCACGGUCAAGGAGGGAGCCGCGCUUGGUGUGGCAUACGUUGCAGCGGUCACCGCAUUGGGCAUCAGCUUCGGUGUCGACUUCACAAGCCUUCAAUCUGUACCAGCAGGUCCAGAUCUCCUCAGACUCACACGCACUCUGGAACGGAGCAAGGUGCCGCAGGACAUUCACAACGAGAUCUUUAAUGGUAUUCCAGUUAGCGAGCGGCCUAUUCCUGGAGAAUGGCUUGCAAUCUGGGGCGCCAACAGCAUGACCGGACAGAUCUCACUCCAGCUUGCCAAGAACGCAGGUCUCAAGGUUGCAUGCAUCGCAGAUAUUGCAAAGGGCGGUGCUCGACUGUCUGAACUCGGCGCAGACUUCUUGGUCGACAAGUACGACAACAAGCGAGCUGUCGAGAUCCUCAAGGCCGUCACUGGCGGCAAACUUCGCUUCGGCAUUGACUGCAACGGCAAAGACACCGCAACAUCGCUUCAGGACGCGCUUUCAUCUUCAGGUCCACGCGGCCACCUCCUGGGACUGGCUGGCCUUCCCAAAAACAUCGGUCCAAAUGUCGUGCACCACCAGAUCCCCAUCAAGAUCUUCCACGAGGCACCGCAAGUUGGAGAGGCCAUCUCCACGUGGCUCGAAGAUCUGCUUAUCGCUCGUAGCUUGAAGCUUCCAGAGGUCGAGAUCGCAGAAGGCGGCCUUGCUGGCAUCAACGACGCUCUCGACCGCAUGCGCACGGGGCAAAUCGGAGGCAGGAGAAUCGUUGUUCCUGUUGGCGGAGAGAAGAGCGGCGCUCAAUCCCCAGCACCAGCCGGUGUUGUACCCAACGGUAUCGGAAACGCAGCAGUCGGAAGUAGCAGCAAUGAUCUCAGCUACGCCGACGAGAUGAACAGUGACCCCGAACGUGUUCGUUUCGCGUACUGGGUACCAAACGUAUCCGGUGGUCUCGUCAUCAGCAAGAUUAAGCAGAACACCCGGUGGGAUCUGAAGUCGAACGUCACAUACGCAAGGACCGCCGAGAAGUUUGGUUUCGAGUAUGCCCUUUCGCAGAUUCGUUUCAUGGCGGGCUAUGGUGCUGAGAACCAACACGAGCCGGUGUCGUUCUCGCAAGCCCUGCUCAUGAAUACCGAACGAUUGAAGGUCAUCGCUGCGUUGUUGCCGGGACCUUGGAACCCAGCAGUCGCAGCCAAGCAGAUAGCUUCGAUUGAUAACUACUGCGACGGCCGUGUUUGCGUCAAUGUUGUGUCGGGAUGGUUCCGAGCUGAGUUCGCAUCCAUCGGCCAGUGGUGGCUCGACCAUGCUGAGCGUUACCGCCGCUCCAAGGAAUUCAUCGCCUGUCUGAAGGGCAUCUGGACCAACGAAAAGUUCACCUACAACGGCGACUUCUACCAAUUCCACGACUACCCCCUCAAGCCCAAGCCCCUCAACCUCCCAGGCCGUCCAUACCCCGAAAUAUUUCAAGGUGGAAACUCCGACGACGCCAAAGAGAACGCAGGCUCCGUCUCCGACUACUACUUCAUGAACGGCAACACCCUCGAGGGCUUCCAGACCCAAAUCGCCGAUGUGAAAGAGCGUGCGAAGAAGAAUAACCGUGAGGGCCAGGUUGGCUUCGCACUGAACGCGUUCGUCAUCUGCCGCGAGACUGAGGAGGAAGCUAUCCGCGUCCUGCAAGACAUUCAGGGCAAGGCAGACCCAGAAGCCGUCGAGGGAUUCCGACAACAAGUCCAAAACGCUGGCUCGUCAACCGGCAACAAGAGUGGCAUGUGGGCGAACAGCAAGUUUGAAGAUCUGGUACAAUACAACGACGGCUUCAAAACGAAGUUGAUCGGUACAAAGGAGCAGAUUGCCGAGCGAAUCGUGCUGCUCAAGAGUCUGGGCGUCAACAUCAUCUUGACGGCUUUCUUGCACUAUGAUGAGGAGAUUGAGGCUUUUGGACGGGAGGUGUUGCCGCUUGUGAGAGAGCUGGAGAGGCAAGGGCGUGGAAGGGAUGAGGCGCAUGAGAUCAGUAUUACGGGGGAUGUUUAUAAGAAGAAGUGA